Molecule: messenger RNA, 1769 nt
Organism: Equus quagga
Lineage: Eukaryota; Metazoa; Chordata; Mammalia; Perissodactyla; Equidae
Gene: AVEN
Product: apoptosis and caspase activation inhibitor
Exons: 6
Coding region: 3-1373 (456 amino acids)
Biological process (GO): negative regulation of G2/M transition of mitotic cell cycle
Source: RefSeq, a predicted model, not a curated record
UUAUGCAAAUACACCCAUAUUUCGAUUUCUUUUCUUUUCAACAAAAACGAGUUCCUAGCAUACAAGCUGUUUAUGUCCCACAGCGCGUCCUUUCACUCGCCGCCCGCCACCCCCCUUGCAGCUCGCACGGGCCGGGCCUCUGCUCGGCACCCCCACCUCCGCGCGCCCGGUUCCGGCCCCACCUGCCGGCCCCGGCGCCCCGCACCCCGCGCCGCUCCUCCGUGCGGCCCGUUUCCGGUGGGGCCAGGGCGUCUCCGCGGCGGCCCGGCUCCCGCGCGCUCAGCACCGCCGGCGGCGGCCACAUGCAGGUGGAGCGAGGAGCUCGGGGCGGCCGCGGACGCCGGCCCGGUCGCGGCCGGCCGGGUGGAGAUCGCGACCGCGAGCGGGCGGGGGCCGCCGGGGCCGUGGCGAGAGGCGGCGGCGGCGGGGACGGAGGCGGUCGCCGGGGCCGCGGCCGGGGCUUCCGCGGCGGCCGCGGGGGCCGAGGAGGAGGCGCGCCGCGAGGCGGCCGCCGGGAGCCAGGAGGCCGGGGCGCCUGGGCCAGCUUGCCGGUUGAAGAUGACAGUGAUGCAGAGACCUAUGGAGAAGAGAAUGAUGAACAGGGAAAUUAUUCUAAAAGAAAGAUAGUCACUAACUGGGACCGAUAUCAAGAUAUUGAAAAAGAGGUGGAUAAUGAAAGUGGAGAAUCACAGAGGGGGACGGAUUUCAGUGUUCUCCUUAGCUCUGCAGGGGACUCCUUCGCACAGUUCCGGUUUGCCGAGGAGAAAGAGUGGGAUGCUGAAGCUUCAUGUCCAAAACAGAAUUCAGCAUUUUACGUGGACUGCGAGUCACUGGUUCGAGCCCUUCAAGAACUGCCUAUCUCACUCCGACUCAAUGUUGCUGCUGAAUUGGUCCAGACCGCCCUUCCGUUAGAGCUUCCUCAGGUGAAACCAAAGAGAAAUGAUGAAGGCAAGGGACUAGGGAUGCAGUUAAAAGGGCCCUUGGGGCCUGGAGGAAAGGGGUCCAUCCCAGAGCUGAAACCCGCUACUGCUGGCUGCCCCAUGUACCUGGGUAACGACAGCCCGAGGCCGGGGCCCUCUAAGGUUUCUCAGAAACCCGCCUCCCCACCGCCGUCAGCAGCAGACCACUUGGAAGAAGAACUGGAUCUGCUGCUUAAUUUAGACGCGCCUGUGAGAGAGAGAGAGAACAUGCUACCAGACCAGAUAUUUCAGGACCUGGAACCCAAGAAAGAAGGGGAAGUGGCCCAAGAAGAAAAAGUUCCUGAAAAAGCAUCUGUGAUGGAAGAAAAGAAUGUGGAAUCUGAGCAACCAAGUACAUCAAAACAUGUUACUGAGGAAGAGCUUGAAGACUGGUUGGACAGCAUGAUUUCCUAACAAAAAAGAAAAGAAAAAGAGACAGAGAGAAAGAAAAUGAAAAAAGUGCCUGACGCAAUUUUUGGUUGCCUUGCAAGUAAGGGCAGGCCCAAGGCUGUCCUUCAGGAACAGCUGGUUUAUGAGCAUGCCCCAAGCCACUGUGUUCCAUCUCGCUUACCGCAGUAAACGCCUACCUCUGUGUUCAACGGCGACAUCCAAAGUAAUACAUUUAAGAGGCUUGUCGCAUUUGUUCUCUGGCUUAGUAAUCUAAUAGAUUCCUUGAGGGCAGGGGAUGUUCUGGCCCUCAUUUCCAACCUCCUUCCUCUCAAUGUUUACAACAUAGCAGGUGCAGCUGCUGAGCAUAGAAGCAGGCAGCAAGGCAUGCAGUUGGCCAAAAUAAAAACAAACGCUGGUCUA